This is a messenger RNA of Merops nubicus (carmine bee-eater), 4325 nucleotides long. Its product is annotated as microtubule cross-linking factor 1-like. Gene Ontology annotation, biological process: establishment or maintenance of epithelial cell apical/basal polarity; microtubule bundle formation; regulation of autophagy. Lineage: Eukaryota; Metazoa; Chordata; Aves; Coraciiformes; Meropidae. Gene Ontology annotation, cellular component: midbody; spindle pole; microtubule bundle. Gene Ontology annotation, molecular function: microtubule binding. The record is from RefSeq and is a predicted model, not a curated record.
AUGCACAAAGAAAAAAAGGCAUUUACCCAGAAUUGCAAAAUGGAGCUUCUUGGAAAACCCCAGGCACCAGGCAAACCACAAAGGAAGGUGGUUGUCCAGCGCAAGGAGGACAGCGCCGAUUUGAAGUGCCAGCUCCAGUUUGCCAAAGAAGAGGCGGCGCUGAUGAGGAAGAAGAUGGCCAAGCUGGGGAAGGAGAAGGACGAACUGGAGCAGGAGCUCCAGAAGUACAAGUCCAUCUAUGGAGACGUGGACAGUCCCCUGCCGACCGGGGAGGCGGGUGGACCGCCCAGCACCAGGGAGGCCGAGCUGGAGCUUCGUUUGAAGCUGGUGGAGGAAGAAGCCAACAUAUUGGGUAGAAAAAUCGUGGAACUGGAAGUGGAGAACAGGGGGAUCAAAGCUGAGAUGGAGGAUAUGAGGUGCCAGUACGAAAAAGAGUGUCUCAGCAGGGACCACAUUUCAAGCAUUCCUACCUCGCCCUACGGCGACUCCCUGGAGUCGGCCACGGAGCAGCGGCGGGGCCGGGAGCCGGGCUGGCCGGACGAGACGGCGUCCAAGUGCGGCGGGCCCUUGCAAGAGGAGCUGAAGUCGGCCAGGCUGCAGAUCAACGAGCUGAGCGGGAAGGUGAUGAAGCUGCAGUACGAGAACAGGGUCCUGAUGUCCAACGUCCAGCGCUACGACCUCGCCUCGCACCUGGGCCUGCGCACGUCCAGCCCCAGGGACAGCGACGCCGACAGCGACGCCGGGAAGAAGGAGAGCGACGGCGAGGAGGGCCGCCCGCCCCAGCCGAGGAGAGAGGGGCCCGUGGGGGGCGAGAGCGACUCGGAAGAAGUCUACGAGAAGACGUCAGGUUUCGGGAGCGGGAAGCCGUCGGAGGCGGGCGAGCUGUGCUCCGCCGAGCUCCUGAGGGUGAAGGAGGACAGCGAGUCUCUGGUGCACAUCAAGCGCGAGGCCGAGCGGCUGGAGAGGACGGUGGAGCGCCUCAUCACCGACACGGACAGCUUGAUUUACGACGCCAAGGUCCACGUCACCGGCGGCCCGGCCUCGGAGGGGUAGGCGGGAAGCGGCGAGGAAAGGGGAGAAGACAAGUACGAGCCAGAACUUCUAGACACGGUCAACAGCAGGAUGAAAGCUUUCCGCAAGGAGCUGCAGACCUUCCUGGAGAAGGUGGAUCACGUCGGAGAAGGCCUUAAGGAGCAGAUGGAGGACCUCUCUCCUCUUCCCCAUCUCACAGAGUCUUCCAGUUUUCUCUCCACCAUGACGUCCAUGUCCCGGGACUCUCCCAUUGGUAACCUGGGGAAGGAGUUGAUCACCGACUUCCAGUCCAAACUGAGGGAUCACAUGGAGUGGCAGCUCAAACAAGAUCGUGGAGAGGAGCAAGAGGUUCACCACCAGCGAGCCACCACCGACCCACACCGCAGAGCUGAUGGAGACAUUAAACUCUACAGGCCAGCAGACAAGGGCUGUUUCAGUCUAGAGAAUGUAUCGAUACAGGAGCUUCAGGCUCAGCUUGAGCAGGAGACGAGACUUCACCGAGAGGAGCAAGAAAAGUUGACAGAAAGGAUCAUCCAGCUGGAGGAGGAGCACAUGCAGACCCUGAGGAGGAAAGACUUGGAAGUGCAGAGCUUGACUUUGCAGAACAAACUGGAGGAGAAGACCUGGAGCCAGGAGAAAAGGUUGCUGCAGCAAGAACUGAGGCACUUCAAGCAGGACACCUUCCUCCUGUAUGUCAAACUGAAGUGGCUGCUGAAACACUGGCGGCAAGGCAAGAGGAUGGAGGAGGAAGGGGAGGACAUGUUAGAGAUGGAGCCCCCCGAGGCCCUCCCAGACUUUGGCCUUCAGCCUGAGCAGAAGGGAGAUGAGGCAGAGCGUGAGGAGGAGGAAGAGGAUGUGGUGUUUGCACUGACAGAUUUCUCCCAGCAUCCCACCACGGAGAGCACUGACCAUGGACCCCCUCUGCAGACAGCAGAGUUGCUGCAGCAGCAGAAGCAGGCAAGUGAGAAUCGGAAGCUCCUGAAGGCCCUGAAGGGUUUGCUGGAUGACUUCCACUCCGAGCUGCGGGAGGAGGAGCGGGAGCGCCAGGGGCUCCAGCAGCAGUACGCCCUGCACAAGGCAGCCUGGGAGGUGGAGAUGGCUGAGCUCAAGUGUCACCUCCAACAGCUGGAAGGGAAGAGUGAGAACACCUCGGGAGAGACAGGCCUCACUUCUGAUGCCAAAAGAGAGGAGCACAAGAAGCUUCUGGCUGAGAGUCACGGAGUGGUGAUGGACCUGCGUUGGCAGAUCCAGCACCAUGAGAAGAACUGGAACCGGGAGAAGGUGGAACUCCUGGAGAGGCUGGACAGAGAGCGGCGAGAGUGGGAGCGCCAGAAGAAGGAGCUGCUCAGGAGGCUGGAGCAGCUCCAGCCAGAAGCGAGCCCGCGGAGAGGACCCGCUCUUCUGGGUGAGCAGAAGGAGAGGAACCUCCAUCCCUUGACCCUCCAGGGGAACCUUCCCCUGCCCCGUCCCGUGGGGUCGAGGUCCUACUCCGACUCCGACGCCGUCCGCCUGGAGGAACGCUCCUUGUCCAAGCUGAAGGAGAGCGACCGGUGCAGCGCCACGGAGAACCUCUUCCUGGAGUCCCUGUCCCUGGACUCCCCCGAGGAGCCCCGUGAGCAGCGGGAGAAGUUCUUCACCGGGCUGGCAGAAGAGGAAGAAACACACAAAGGAAAUCUUCAAAGGGCGAUGUCCGUUUCUUCCAUGUCAGAAUUCCAGCGCCUGAUGGAUAUUUCUCCAUUUCUACCAGAGAAAAACUUGCCUUUGUCCAGCAGCAAAGAUGACAUAACCCCUCCCCUGUCUCCUGAUGAUCUGAAAUACAUCGAAGAGUUCAACAAAAACUGGGAUUACAGUAACCCCAGGAACCACGGCGGGGCCACCGAGAAGCCUGCGGAAGGCUGGGCAGAAAGGACAGAGAUAGGGAAAGCUGGGAACGAGCCUCCUCCAGACCCUUUCCAGGCAUCAUCGUGGUACCUCACCACCAGUGUCACCAUGACCACGAACACCAUGACCAGCCCGGAGCACUGCCAGAAGCAGCCAAUGAGGAAUCAUGGUGGCCCUGAGAAGAUGGGAGUCCGGGUCUUCCACAGCCCGCCGGUCGUCCGCAGGUUUGAUAACUCGGUGAUGGCUGGUGGUGAAGGGAAGAGCCAGGUGGAGCCAGACUUCCUCUUUUCCAUGACCAAAGCCAUGGGGAACGUGGCCGAGACAAAAGGCGCCUCCUCGGAUAGGUUUGGGAGGUGGUCUUGUGACCUGGCCAAACACCACAAGGAUUUUCUAGAGAGCGGCCUUCACCCCAUCGAGCGUCCCCUUUGCACGACCGUGGGCUUCGCCUCGCCCUUGCACAGCCUGGAGAUGUCCAAAAACAUGAGUGAUGACAUGAAGGAGGUGGCCUUCUCCGUGCGCAACGCCAUCCGCUCCAACUCGGGCUCGGCGGAGCCCCAGUUCAAGGACACGGCCUGUCAGACCAACGGGGUGAGGACAACAGGGACUCAAACCACCCAGACCAUCAGCGUGGGCCUGCAGACCGACACCCUGCGCAACAUCACCAGCAGCCCCCACAAGUGUCUGACCCCCAAGGGGGGCUCCACGCCCGUCUCCUCCCCAUCCAGGAGCCUCAGGAGCAGGCAGGUGACCCCCGUCAUCGAGAAGGUCCAGGCGAAGUUCGAACGCACGUGCUGCUCCCCCAAAUAUGGUUCUCCAAAGCUCCAGAGGAAGCCCCUUCCCAAACCAGAGCAGCCCAGUAACCGGGCCGGGCCCGGCACGCCUCAGAAGGGCUUCAGUGAGUCUGCCUGGGCUAGAUCCACCACCACCAGGGAGAGCCCCGUCCACACCACCAUCAACGACGGCCUCUCCAGCUUGUUCAACAUCAUCGACCACAGCCCCAUCUUUCACGAGACCUUCCAAAAAUGCCCCAGGUCCAGGUCAGCAGAGCCCAGGGCGGAGCCGGGCCCGGUGCAGGAGCCCUGUCCCAACGCCCGCGGCAGGUCGCCCAGUCCCCUCCGACUGGGCCCAGAGACCCAAAAGGAAGAAGGGACUGAGGUGACGAGCAUCAGGCAGGACUUAUCUGCUCCUCCAGGGUACACGCUCACCGAAAACGCUGCCAGGAUCUUGAAUAAGAAACUUUUGGAGCAUGCCUUAAAGGAAGAGAGGCGGCUACCUUCACACAGCCCACCCAACCUUAGCCAUGACAACAGCACAGGAGAAAUUGUCAAAGUAGAUCCAGGGUCCAUAGAGAACCAAACUGUCUUAUUAACUACCCCCUGGGGACUCUAACCCUGCCUGCCUCACUGCUGUAA